This is a messenger RNA of Patiria miniata (bat star), 797 nucleotides long. RefSeq names its product lactadherin-like. Lineage: Eukaryota; Metazoa; Echinodermata; Asteroidea; Valvatida; Asterinidae. The transcript has 5 exons. Bases 1 to 759 code for a protein of 252 amino acids. The record is from RefSeq and is a predicted model, not a curated record.
AUGGCAAUGGGUUUCAUGUUCUGGACUGCCGCUGCGUGCCCGUGUUUCAUUGGCCAAGAGUGGGAUCCAGCGACCAAUCGUCUGCGAUGGGCGUUACCCUUCAAAGAUCCCUGUCAGUGCACCACUGUUGAACUGGGCGGAGUCAACGUGAUUCGUCCCCAAGGACCGUUUCGUACGUCGUACUUCGACGCACCACUUCAACUGCCUGAGAUCAGGAUGCGACUCAAUUGCAGCGUUUACGUUUGCUCUGAUGAGGAACCUCUCGGCAUGCAGGAUGGGCGCAUCAAAGACGAACAGAUUACUGCUUCGUCUUAUUAUCAGAAUCGGCUGAACUAUGGACCUGCCAAGGCGCGCCUCAAUACCAAGGCCUAUGCAUCUGCGUGGUGCAACGACGAAAAAACUGACCCAGAUCAUCCCUGGAUUCAGGUCAAGUUCGACUCCGAGGUCUACGUCACAGGCCUGGUCACCCAAGCCCGAGGUGAUGACGGUCAUAACAAUUGUCAACAGCGAGUCACGCAUUACAGAGUGACACACAGCUGUGACGGUCAGUCCUGGGAUCACGUGACUGGUGCUGAUUGCAUGCCCGAGGAGUUCACUGGUAAUAACGUCGACCAAAGCUACGAUCAUCAUGUGACAGCUCGAUUUGGAACGGUCCUGCGCACUCGAUUCCUGCGCAUCCUGCCAACCAACUGGAAGUGCCACUGCAGUAUGCGCUUUGAAGUGUUGGGAUGCUAUGAAAAUAAACCUCUCACUGCCUGAGAUAUUUCUGUGUCUUGUAUUCAAAAGAGUGAAAGUUU